Molecule: messenger RNA, 789 nt
Organism: Coregonus sp. 'balchen'
Lineage: Eukaryota; Metazoa; Chordata; Actinopteri; Salmoniformes; Salmonidae
Source: the annotation of a GenBank genome assembly
AAUGCCAGGAGAACGAUUGACAGUGAGCGGUUCUGAUGUGGGCCGUUUCCAUGGUGUCCCCGGGACCAUAGUGGAGGUAACCAACCAAGAGGAGGCGGAGUCUAAGUCUCAGGAGCAGGGGGGCUGUCUCCAUUUUCUUCAGAUGUUCCACUGCAGCCAUCGACGUCAGAGCAGCUCGUAUGUCGUCACAGACACAGUUGUCACGGACGAAGUGGUGAAACCUGCCCCGCUUCCUGAGCCCCCUCAGCCCCACACUGGAGACAACGAGCUGGAAGGUAUAGUAUCAGUCAAGUCAAGUUAAUUAGUUCAUAAUAGUAACCCCAUGUAGUUAGGAAAAACUCCUGGCCCUACCUAUAAGCAAUGACCAUUGCAUUACAUUUUUUCAUCGGGGGGAGAUAGAGGAAUGAGAGAGGAGAGAGAGAGAUCGGGAGCAGCGGGGGGGAGGGUAGGAGAGAGAGAGAGGAGAGAUAGAAAAAGAGAUGGAGAGGAAGGAGAGAGAUCUCUCUCUAUCUCUCGAUAUAUCUCUCUCGCUCUCUAUCUCUCUAUCUCUCUAUCUAUCUCUCUCUCUCUCUCUCUCUCUCUCUCUCGCUCUCUCAUUCAGAGCCGAUGUUGUCAGUGCACUCUGUGGAUCUACUGAGCUCUAAAACGGGUCAGAACCGCCUGGAGCAUCACACCGACCUUUACCAUGGCAAUGAGCUCAUCAUCCGACAUGGCCAGACCUUCCAGAUAGAACUGGACCUGUCGCGACCUUUCAACUCCAACACAGACAAACUCCACCUGGACCUCAAG